Fragaria vesca subsp. vesca is the source of this 1445-nucleotide messenger RNA. RefSeq names its product auxin-induced protein 5NG4-like. Bases 112 to 1254 code for a protein of 380 amino acids. The transcript has 6 exons. Lineage: Eukaryota; Viridiplantae; Streptophyta; Magnoliopsida; Rosales; Rosaceae. Gene Ontology annotation, cellular component: plasma membrane. The record is from RefSeq and is a predicted model, not a curated record. Gene Ontology annotation, molecular function: transmembrane transporter activity.
AGGAGACACACAAGUAAACUUGAAGUGUUCUUCCUCAAUAUCUUCUUUGGUUCACUAGCUCUCUCAGUUGGUAUUUCAUAACCAACUAAUUAGCUAGCUAGUUAAGUAACAAUGGAAGGAAACGGCGGCUGCUUUUCAAGUUUCAUUCAGAGUUCAAAGCCAUACAUAGCUAUGAUUUCUCUGCAAUUCGGCUAUGCCGGAAUGAACAUCAUCACUAAGGUUUCGCUCAAUCGUGGAAUGAGCCACUAUGUGCUUGUUGUUUACAGGCACGCCUUCGCCACUGCAGCUAUUGCUCCAUUUGCUCUUGUUCUUGAGAGGAAAAUAAGACCCAAGAUUACAUUUCCCGUUUUCAUGAAACUUUUUGUACUGGGUCUUCUUGGGCCAGUGAUUGAUCAAAACUUCUACUAUGCCGGACUGAAGUUCACAUCCCCCACCUUCUCUUGUGCCAUGAGUAACAUGCUCCCAGCAAUGACAUUUGUCAUGGCCGUCCUUUGCAGGAUGGAAAAGCUGGAGAUGAAGAAGGUUAGAUGUCAAGCGAAGCUGAUAGGCACUAUAGUGACAGUGGCCGGAGCCAUGUUGAUGACGUUGUACAAAGGAAACAUCAUUAGCUUUCCCUGGUCGGCUCACUCGAACAACACCAAUAAUGCCUCUAGUGCAACUAAUAAUGAGGACAAGGACUGGCUCAAGGGAUCCAUUCUGCUCAUCUUGGCCACCUUUGCCUGGGCGUCUUUCUUUAUCAUUCAGGCAGUGACACAGAAGAGGUACCAGGCUCCUCUAUCCCUCACCGCAAUCGUCUGCUUCUUGGGCACUCUCCAGUCCAUAGCGGUUACUUUCGUCAUGGAACACAAGCCGGCAGCUUGGACCAUUGGUUGGGACAUGAACCUUCUUGCUGCUGCAUAUGCUGGCAUAGUUUCAUCGAGCCUUGCAUACUACAUUCAAGGGCUGGUGAUGCAGAAAACAGGUCCGGUUUUUGUCACCGCUUUCAGCCCUCUUAUGAUGAUCAUUGUUGCUGUCAUGGGUUCUUUCAUCCUUGCUGAGAAGAUAUAUCUGGGAGGAGUUCUGGGUGCUGUAUUGAUUGUCAUGGGACUCUACUCGGUUCUCUGGGGCAAGUACAAGGAGUACAAAGAAAAAGAAGCUGAGAGCUUUAAAAUUCCUCAAGCAAUAAAGGGUAGCACAGCUACUACAGGAGAUAUCACUGCUAGCUUACAAGACAUUGAAAUUCAAAAGAGCACCCAACCUAACCCCAAGGAAUGAAGCCCCAAAAUUUAGAGAAAACAUUCUAGAGAGACCUUUCUUUUCUCUUUGGUCCCCAUAUAUAGUUGCCUCUGACCCUUUUGUUUUUAUUCUCUUUUAUUUUUGCGUUCACUUAUUAUGAUGUACGAAAGUUUCUAUAUAUGAGAAGAAUAAUGAGAUUUUUUUGAGAUGAAGAAGAAUAAUGAGAUAUU